UUAAUAGCUGACGCGGGUGGGGAAUUUUUCUAGGUUUGACUGCGAGAGUGAGAGAGGAAAGCGACCACCUUGAUUCAAAGCAAGGCGACCGAGAGAGGGCGGCGAUUGCCGGCGGCCAGGGUGAUGCCGUCGUCCUCGAUUGGUUCCGCCUGUUCACGCGGCGGAGGGACUCGACGGAGCGGCACCGCAGCUAGGUCGCCGGUGCCGUAUCGUGAGCAGCCGAUGGAGUAUGAGCCGGCGAUUUACUGCAGCCAGUGCGGGAGGAAGGCGCCGCGGUGGAUAUCAUGGAGUGCGGCGAAUCCUGGAAGGCGAUACUAUGCGUGCGUUGAAGCUCAGCAUGGGUUCAUUGAGUGGCACAACGGCCCAACAUCUCCAUUCCUGCGUGUAUUGUUGGGUGAUCUUCGAGAUAGGAUAUGGCAGCUAGAGGAUUAUGGAGCAGCAAUCUGUAAAGAUGGAGAUGCAGGUGUUGGUGCAUCCUGUGUGGAACUACAGAAGAGAAAUGAGCAAACUGUAGUGGAUGACACUGGUGCUUCAGUUAGUGAUAAUUGUGUUAAGAAAGGCUUCAUGUUGGUCUGUGGCAUUAUGAUAUUUGUGUCAGUUUUAGUUGUGGGGAUCAUCUUAUCCUAGUUCAUGUGGCACAAAUGGAUGUGAGGCAAUGUAAUGAAUUCAGAAAAUGUACUGAAUCCAGUUGUUACAU
This is a messenger RNA of Triticum dicoccoides, 697 nucleotides long. RefSeq lists its product as uncharacterized. The transcript is spliced from 2 exons. Gene Ontology annotation, molecular function: zinc ion binding. The coding region runs from base 124 to 627 and encodes 167 amino acids. The record is from RefSeq and is a predicted model, not a curated record. NCBI's taxonomy places the organism in Eukaryota, Viridiplantae, Streptophyta, Magnoliopsida, Poales, Poaceae.